Thamnophis sirtalis is the source of this 4395-nucleotide messenger RNA. The record is from RefSeq and is a predicted model, not a curated record. Lineage: Eukaryota; Metazoa; Chordata; Lepidosauria; Squamata; Natricidae.
GGUCCCGAUUCUCAGCAAAAAGGAAGACGUUUUUGCUUAUUUAGCAAGAUAUUCUGUGCCACUCUUGCGAGCGGCAUGGUUGAUAAAAAUGACGUGUGCCUACUACUCAGCCAUCUCUGAAGCUAAAAUCAAGAAACGCCAGGCAGCUGAUCCAAAUCUUGAAUGGACUCAAAUCUCUACCAGAUACCUAAGAGAACAGUUGGUAAAGAUUGCAGAAUUUUAUCACAUGUCUACAAGCCAAGGCAAAAACUCUGUAGUUGUGCCUCGUGAAGUGGAACAAGCUCUGAAGCAGUGGGAAUAUAAUGAAAAGUUGGCAUUUUAUAUGUUCCAGGAAGGAAUGCUUGAAAGACAUGAAUAUUUAACAUGGAUCCUGGAUGUCUUGGAAAAAAUAAGACCAGCUGAUGACGAACUUUUGAAACUUCUCCUACCACUAAUGCUGCAGUAUUCUGAAGAGUUUGUUCAGUCAGCCUACCUGUCGCGUCGCCUUGCUUACUUCUGUGCCAGACGUGUCUCUUUGUUGAUAAGUGACAAUACUAACCUCAUAGCUGCCCACUCGCCUCAUAUUAUUAUCGGACCAAAUAAUCCUCCUCUGGCAGCUCCCAGCUCUUCGACAACUGGUACUGUAGUCAAUCCUGCCCAGCUUGCCUGUUCAGAUUUCCUUUCCUGCCCCCAACACCGCCCUCUUGUCUACGGCCUAAGCUGUAUGCUGCAGACUAUAACUCUCUGUUGCCCAAGUGCCUUGGUCUGGAAUUAUUCUACAAAUGAAAGUAAAAACAUAAAUCCUGGCUCACCUUUGGAUUUACUUCAAGUUUCUCCAUCCAGCUUACCAAUGCCAGGAGGAAAUUCUGUAUUCAAUCAGCAGGUCCGUGCAAAGAUUUUUGAAGUAGAACAGCAGAUAAAACAAAGGGGCCGUGCUGUUGAAGUACGGUGGUCAUUUGACAAGUGCCAAGAAUCAACUGCAGGGGUUACUAUCAGCCGUGUUUUGCACACUUUGGAGGUUUUGGAUAGACACUGUUUUGAUCGUUCAGAUUCUAGCAACUCAAUGGAAAUCCUUUAUAACAAGAUUUUCUGGGGAACCCAUAAUAAGGAUAACCAGGAGGUUGCCUCUAACGAUGAAGCUGUUGUAACAUUGCUUUGUGAAUGGGCUGUGAGUAGUAAAAGAUCUGGUAAGCACCGGGCAAUGGCUGUAGCUAAACUAUUGGAGAAGAGGCAAACUGAAAUUGAGGCAGAAAGAUGUGGGGAAGUUGAAAUCAUGGAUGAAAAGGAGUCCAUUUCUUCAGCAUCAUUUGCUGGAUCUAGCCUGCCUAUUUUCCAGAACGUUCUCCUUAGAUUUUUAGAUACUCAAGCCCCCUCAUUACCUGAUCCAAACAGUGAAUAUGAAAAAACUGAAUUUGUAAACCUAGUGCUGCUUUUUGGUGAAUUCAUACGGCAUGAUGUUUUUUCGCAUGACGCUUACAUGUGCACUUUAAUAUCACGUGGAGACUUAUCUGUCGCUGCAGCUUCUAGAGCACGUUCACCAACUGGGGAAAACAUGGAUGAGCACUAUUCUAAGGAACAUGAUGUGAAACUUGAGGAACAUAGUCUUAUGGAACACAUGUAUAUUGACUCAGGAACCACUAAUAUUUUUGAUGAUGUAGACAAGAAUGACUUUAAGACAGACUUUGGUUCGGAAUUUCCAAUCUUUUCUCCAAUGCCUGGGGAGUCUUGUGAAAAUCUGAAUUCAAUACCAGUACAAAACAGAAGAGCUUCAGUAAAUAACGAAAAGUCUACAAAGAAAGAAAAAGGAAGGGAGCUGAUUCUUCCAUCAAAUUACCACCUCCUUCGACAUUUGCAGUAUGCUACACAUUUUCCUAUACCUUUGGAUGAAUCAUCAAGUCAUGAAUAUAACCAGCGCAUGAUACUUCUUUAUGGAGUUGGAAAGGAACGUGAAGAGGCCAGGCAUCAACUGAAGAAGAUUACCCGAGAUAUUCUGAAAAUCCUAAAUAAGAAAAGCACUUCUGAAAUGAGUGGUGGCGACGAAGGGCAAAAAGUCAGGAAGAACAGGCAGGAGGCAUUUCCAACUUUAGAGACUGUAUUUACAAAACUUCAGCAGCUCUCAUACUUUGACCAGCAUCAAGUGACAAGUCAGAUCUCCAACAAUGUUCUGGAGCAGAUUACUAGUUUUGCAUCAGGAACAUCAUACCAUCUUCCACUAGCUCAUCACAUAGAAUUUAUCUUUGAUCUAAUGGAACCUGCUUUAAAUAUUAAUGGACUUAUUGACUUUGCUGUUCAGCUGCUGAAUGAGCUGAGUGUGGUGGAAGCUGAACUACUACUGAAGUCAUCCAGCCUGGCAGGAAAUUACACAACUGGACUGUGUGUUUGCAUUGUAGCUGUGCUAAGGCAUUAUCAUGCUUGCCUCAUUUUGAAUCCAGAUCAAACUGCUCAGGUUUUUGAAGGAUUAUGUGGUGUUGUGAAACACAUAGUCAAUCCAUCAGAAUGCUCUUCCCCUGAAAGGUGUAUUUUAGCCUACCUGUAUGAUCUGUAUGGAUCCUGUAGCUAUCUUAGAAGCAAAUUUGGAGAUCUUUUCAGUAGUGCCUGUUCAAAGGUAAAGCAGACCAUAUAUAGCAACGUUCAACCUUCAAAUUCCAAUUUGUUAUGGGAUCCUGAAUUCAUGUUGGAUUUUAUUGAGAAUCCCUCCAUUCGCAGCCUUAAAUAUUCAAUGUUGGGCAAGAUUCUGAGUGACAAUGCACCAAGUCGCUAUAGCUUUGUGUGUAAUGCACUAAUGAAUGUCUGCAUGGGCCAUCAAGACGCAGACAGAAUUAAUGAUAUUGCCAACUUAUGUGCAGAAUUAACUGCUUGCUGUACAGUCCUAAGUUCAGAGUGGUUAGGAGUCUUGAAAGCCCUUUGCUGUUCUUCAAAUCAUGUCUGGGGAUUUAAUGAUCUUCUCUGCAGUGUGGAUGUGAGUGAUCUUUCAUUCCAUGAUUCAUUAGCUACCUUUGUUGCAAUACUGAUAGCUCGUCAAUGUUUUUUCCUUGAGGAUGUUGUUCAACACGUAGCUCUCCCUUCUUUACUUACAGCAGCUUGUGGAGAUCCAGAUGCUGAGCCAGGGGCAAGGAUGACUUGCCGGCUUCUUCUACAUCUCUUCCAAACACCCAUGAUUUCCCUACUGUCAAAUGAAAAAUGUUUUCCAGGAAUUCGGUCAUCUUGCGACCGCCGCCUUUUAAGUGCUGCUCACAACAGCAUUGAAGUGGGAGCAGUAUUUGCUGUUUUGAAAGCAAUUCUUAUGCUUGGUGAUGCUGAAAUUGGAAGCAACAAUAUUCCCUCCUUGAAAAAUUCAGAUUACUCAGUACAGAGAUUAUUGGGAGAUCUAAAUGAUGAUGAGAUAUGGGAAGCUACCUCAAAGUCUUUGUAUGAAAAAACCAUUUCAAUAGAAACUGCUACACUCAGUGAAUAUGCUAGAUAUGUACUAAGAAGCAUUUGUCAGCAGGAAUGGGUAGGAGAACACUGCUUGAAAGAACCCGAGAGGCUAUGUACCGACAAAGAUCUUAUCCUGGAUCCAGUUCUCUCCAACAAACAAGCACAGAAAUUGUUGCAGCUUAUCUGUUACCCUCACAGUAUUAAAGAAUGUGCAGAAGGGGACAAUCCUCAGAGACAACACAUCAAGCGCAUUCUUCAGAAUAUAGACCAGUGGACUCUUAGACAGUCAUGGCUGGAACUUCAGCUAAUGAUCAAACAGUGUCUGAAGGAACCUGGUUCUGGGUCUGUGGCUGAAAUGAACAGCUUGUUGGAUAAUAUUGCAAAGGCGACAAUAGAAGUGUUUCAGCAAUCCGCUGAUCUAAACAAUAACUCUUCUAACUCUGGUAUAGGCCUCUUCAAUCCAAACGCUCUUGGAAAUGCUGACACGCCUAUUACAAGGCAGAACUGUAAAAAGACAUUCCUAAGUUCUUCUGAAAGACAAGGUGUAUGGUUAGUGGCUCCCUUGAUUGCAAAGCUGCCGACAUCUGUUCAAGGCCGAGUCUUGAAAGCAGCUGGAGAAGAACUAGAGAAAGGCCAGCACUUGGGAUCAUGUUCAAAGAAGGAGAGAGACAGGCAAAAACAGAAGAGUAUGUCUCUUCUGAGUCAGCAACCAUUCCUAUCUUUGGUACUCACUUGUCUCAAGGGACAGGAUGAACAGCGUGAAGGGCUUCUAACAUCUCUGCAAAAUCAAAUUAAUCAGAUAUUAAGCAACUGGAGGGAAGAACGAUACCAAGAUGAUGUUAAAGCAAGACAAAUGAUGCAUGAAGCAUUACAACUCCGUCUUAAUUUGGUUGGUGGAAUGUUUGAUACAGUGCAAAGAAGUACUCAGUGGACCACAGACUGGGCACUUUUACUCCUUCAGAUAAUAACAUCAGGGACUGUUGACAUGCAAACCAAUAA